CUUAAUGCCUUUUUCAGUUUGAUUGUCUACACGGAGAUCAGGGUGAUAAGUUUCAAUAAACAUAUAGACAUCCCCCGCCCCCCUCGCAACUCCCAUUAGCUAGAAAAGACCAGGACUGGGUUGCUUUGAAUGAACCAAGUUUGACCAACAAACCAGACAGCCAUUUGUUCACUCAGAUCUAGCCGAGGUAGCUCACAAGUGCACCUUGAGAUCCUCCAUAUGUCUGUCAACAGCGAUAGCCAGGAUCUGUGCCCAGCUCAUGCUGCAUUCUAAAAACUCUCAUUUCAUUUGCAUAUAACAUUCAUUACAGGAAGUAAUUAACUGAAGGAACAGCGUCAUCAAAGCCUCAAGGAGAAUAGAAACUGCCAUCAUGAUUAUCUACUGGGACCUCAUCAACGACAAUGAGAUGUUCUCCGACAGCAACAAGAUCCGGGAGAUCACAGACGGGCUGUGCCUGGAGGUGGAGGGGAAGAUAGUCAGUAGGACAGAAGGUUACAUUUUUGACUUGCUCAUUGGUGGAAAUGCCUCCGCUGAAGGCCCUGGGGGCAAAGGUACUGAAAGCACAGUAAUCACUGGUGUCAAUAUUGUCAUGAAUCAUCACCCGCCAGAAACAAGCUUCACAAAAGAAGCCUACAAUAAGUGCAUCAAAGAUUACAUGAAAUCAAUCAAAGGCAAACUGGAAGAACAAAGACCAAAAAGAGUAAAACCUUUUAUGACAGGGGCUGCAGAACAAAUCAAGCACAUCCUUGCUAAUUUCAAAAACUACGAGAAAACAUGAAUCCAGAUGGUUGCUCUGCGGACUACCAUGAGGAUGGUGUGACUCAAUAUAUGAUUUUCUUUAAGGAUGGCUUAGAAAUUGAAAAAUGUUAACAAAUUUGGCAAUUACUUUGGAUCUAUCACCUGUCAUCAUAACUGGCUUCUGUUUGUCAUCCACACAACACAGGACUUAAGACAAAUGGGACUGAUGUCAUCUUGAGCUCUUCAUUAUUUUGACUGAUUUAUUUGGAGUGGAGGCAUUGUUUUUAAGAAAAACAUGUCAUGUAGGUUGUCUAAAAAAAAAAUGCAUUUAAA
Mandrillus leucophaeus (drill) is the source of this 1071-nucleotide messenger RNA. RefSeq names its product TPT1-like protein. The transcript is spliced from 2 exons. The record is from RefSeq and is a predicted model, not a curated record. Lineage: Eukaryota; Metazoa; Chordata; Mammalia; Primates; Cercopithecidae. Gene Ontology annotation, molecular function: calcium ion binding. Bases 371 to 778 code for a protein of 135 amino acids. Gene Ontology annotation, cellular component: cytoplasm.